Humulus lupulus (European hop) is the source of this 2280-nucleotide messenger RNA. RefSeq lists its product as uncharacterized. NCBI's taxonomy places the organism in Eukaryota, Viridiplantae, Streptophyta, Magnoliopsida, Rosales, Cannabaceae. The transcript has 6 exons. The record is from RefSeq and is a predicted model, not a curated record. Bases 1 to 2280 code for a protein of 759 amino acids.
AUGGCGAGACGCAAGAAGAACAGCCAAAAGCCUGCUUCAAUUUCGACGGUGAUUGCUUCUCCGGUGAUUCAAGAGACGUGUGAAGAACGUAGAACUGAGAAGGAUGAUGAUGUACUAGAGGAUGAAGACGAUGAGUUCAAAGAUUCGAUGGUGGAAUUCCCAGAUUUUGGUUCGCGAGAUGCUUUGGAUCCGGAAAGGGAUCCGUCUGAUGUUUUAGGGACUGGAGAGAUUGGGAAGGAUCAGGCUAAAGAUAAGUGGUCCCAGUUUCGCUCCUUGUUGCCUAAUCAGGGAGGGGCUAAACUUACAUUUGAGGAGCCAAUUGUUAAGGAAGGCAUUCAAAUUGCCCAGGUUGAUUUGGAUGAGAUUCAAGUAGAGACUUCUUUCUGGAACUCAGCUGUGGUUUGUAUGGUGCUUGGGGCUAACCCACCAUUUGCUGUUUUUGAGGGAUUUGUUAAGAGGAUUUGGGGUAAACUAGGGAUUGAGAGAAUUGCUCGGCUUAAUUCUGGUCUUACACUUGUUAAGUUUCGAGAUGAGGCCACAAGAGAUUUGGUGUUAGAAGCUAGGGUUCUGCACUUUGAUAGAAAACCAGUGAUAGUGAAGCCUUGGUCGGUUGAUUUGGAUACACUUAAGGCUGUGAAAACUGUCCCUGUUUGGAUUAGAUUGCCAGGGCUGGGGAACCUGCUUCUGGUAGACAAAGUUACUAAGGAAAGGUCGAUGAUGCAAUUUGCUAGAGUGUUAGUUGAAAUUGAAAUAUCUGAGGCUCUCCCUAAAUCUAUUCAGUUCCUCAAUGAGAAAGGGAAACUAAUGGAACAGCUUCUGGAGUUUGAAUGGCUCCCAACUCAGUGCAGAGGGUGCAAGGUGUUUGGUCAUACAGAAAGUAUGUGUAAUAGGAAGCCUACUGAGAUUUGGAGGCAGAAAGGUCAUAUUGGAAUAGUUGAGACUAAACAAGGUGAUGUGGAACAGCUGCCAGCUUCAGAAGAAAAGAGUGCUACUAGUGGAGGAAAGGUUGCUAAUACGAAGGAUUUAGCUGAUAAGGGGUUAGCUACAGACAGUUUGGAAUGGAGUACUCCUAAAAGGGGAGGUGGUCAUAAGAAGGUAAAUAGGAAGAUACAGAGCAAUCUGAGAAAUUCAUAUGGUGCUUUGCAAGAUAAGAUUGGUCUUGGAGCUUUUUUGGAGACCAAACUUUAUGGUGAUAAAAUUGGGAAAAUGAUGAGUACUUAUUUUAAAGGGUGGAAUUACUACUUGGGUACUAAUUCGGAGGGUCGUAUUCUGGUUUUGUGGCAGCCUCUGGUGGUGUCUGUUGAGAUUUUGAUGGAUAGUGACCAAUUUCUUCACAUAUGUGUUAAAGGGAUUAAUUCUAGUAAAGUGUUCUGUGUUACUUUUGUUUAUGGUAGGAAUACCACUGAGAGUAGAAUUCCUCUUUGGAGUGAUCUUGCUGGGUUAAGUUUCCCUGUUAAACCUUGGGUUGUGGCAGGGGAUUUCAAUGUUGUUUUUGAGGGUACUGAUAGAGUGGGUGGUCAUAUUAUCUCUGCUGUUGAGUUGGAGGAUGCUCGAAAUUGGAGGGCUUUGGGGUUAGUUGAUGAGCUGCGUUCCACAGGGUCUCAUUUUACUUGGACUAACAAUCAAGAGAAUGAUAAUACAAUCUACUCUAAACUGGAUAGAGUGUUUAAAAAUGAAGAAUGGCUGGAUUUGUUCCCUCAAGCUGAAGCUUUGUUUAACUGGGACCUUCUAUCUGAUCAAUGCUAUUGCAUUAUCAAAAUGGGAGCUGCUGUUAACAGUGGAAGAGGGCUAGUGCGUAUUGUCAGAAAGUUGAGUGGACUUAAGGUUGUUUUAUGCAAGUUUAACAAGCAUGUUGUGGGUGAUGUGGCUCAGCAUUACAAUUUGGCGAAGGAGAAGUAUCAAACUACUCAAGGUUUGCUUCAGAGGUGUCCCCACUCGACUGAGUUACAAAGGGAGGAAUCUCUGGCUGGUGCUUGUUUUGCUUAUCAUUUUAAAGCUUAUGACUGUUUUUUGAGACAAAAAAGCAAGGUUGAUUGGCUGUGUUAUGGGGAUGAUAACACGGCUUAUUUUCAUGCGUGUUUAAAACAAAGGAGGGCCAAUAAUUGCAUUACUUCAAUUGUUUCGGAAUCGGGUCAGUUAAUUGAGAAGUUUGAAGAUGUUGUGACGCAUUUUGUGAAUCAUUUUCAGAAAAUUAUGGGCAGUAAUAGUAGUGUUUCAGUUCCUUGUUCAGUCCUCUUGUUUCAGACUUGGUCUUUGUUUAUCCCUGGAGCAGCAAAUUAA